This is a messenger RNA of Annulohypoxylon maeteangense, 1005 nucleotides long. Its product is annotated as Mg-dependent DNase. Gene Ontology annotation, cellular component: cytosol. The coding region runs from base 1 to 1005 and encodes 334 amino acids. Gene Ontology annotation, molecular function: 3'-5'-DNA exonuclease activity. The record is from RefSeq and is a predicted model, not a curated record. NCBI's taxonomy places the organism in Eukaryota, Fungi, Ascomycota, Sordariomycetes, Xylariales, Hypoxylaceae. The transcript has 2 exons.
AUGGCAUCUGAACGAUUGGAUUUGAGUGGCUUACCUCAGGAAGCACCUACAAAACUUAAGAACAGAUUGCGUUAUGUAGAUGUUGCAGUUACCGCCACCGCUAAGGAAUUUGAUGGCAUCUAUCGAAACAAGAAAUACCACCAAGCCGACUUCAUAAACACAUUGGAUCGCGCGCAGGCCGCUGGAGUAGAGAAGAUUAUGUUAACGGGGAUGUCCCUAUCCGACGUUUCUAUAAAUAUUGGAAUUGCACAGUCCCGUCCGACCCAAUGUUUCGUCACAAUAGGUGUGCACCCAUACCAUGCCGCCGAGCCUGAUACUGAGGGACCUACGUAUCUGGUAAAGUUAACAGAAGCUAUCCGAGCCGCUCUCGCUUCGACACCGUGCCCUCUCGCGGCUUUCGGUGAGCUAGGUCUUGACUACGAUCGAUUAAACUACGCAUCAAAGGAGGUACAGAUCCGCACCUUCAAAUCGCAAUUGGAUUUAUUCGUUGAAAAUGGAUGGGAACUGCCGCUCUUUCUGCAUUGCCGUGCAGCGUUUAACGACUUCGUCGAAGUCAUAAGUCCUUAUGUGGGGCGAUUACCGAGACGUGGCUUAGUACAUAGCUUCGUUGGAUCCAGAACACAGAUGGAGAAGCUUGUGGAGCUCGGUUUCGACAUCAGCGUAAAUGGGUUUAGCUUCCAGUCGCAGGAGAGUGUUGAUAUGGUGGCUGCGAUCCCGUUAGAGCGCUUGCAGGUCGAGACGGAUGCUCCGUGGGGAGAAAUUAAGAGUGGUAAUGAAGUUUCAAAGCGAUAUCUGACUAGUGCGUCGCCUUUACCACCUAACAAGAAGAGGGAUAAAUGGGAUGCGACGUGUAUGGUGAAGGAAAGGAACGAGAGCUGUACGAUUGAGAGAGUUGCUUAUGUUGUUGCUGGCUUGAAAGGGGUUACCGUGGAUGAGGUGGCGGAAGCGGCAUGGAAGAAUAGUAUAAAUAUGUUUGGCCUCGGUAUAAUUGGUAAAGAUUCGUGA